AUGAAAGAUUAUAGUCGAUUCCUGUAUACGCGUUUACAGAUCAGUGGAUUAGACUUUUGGAUUCGUCCCCUUCUAAUUUACAAAAGAAGGGUAGCUCCUAGUGGUCGUUCACAACUGAAUGCUCGACUAGAAGUAUGGAAUAUGGUGCCAGGCAGAGAAUUACUGGGGAGGACCUGCUUGGUAACCGCUCCAAGUGCUAUACCCCGGGGUCAUUCUUUGUCUGCUAAUUCUGAAAGUGUAAAAUUGACUACAACCUUCUCAUAG
This is a messenger RNA of Acaulospora morrowiae, 264 nucleotides long. The record is from the annotation of a GenBank genome assembly. Lineage: Eukaryota; Fungi; Glomeromycota; Glomeromycetes; Diversisporales; Acaulosporaceae.